Nerophis lumbriciformis (worm pipefish) is the source of this 1089-nucleotide messenger RNA. The record is from RefSeq and is a predicted model, not a curated record. NCBI's taxonomy places the organism in Eukaryota, Metazoa, Chordata, Actinopteri, Syngnathiformes, Syngnathidae.
AUGACAAUGCACGGAGACGUUCUGCAGCAGAGCAGUUACGCAUCCGUUCUGCAUCCAGUGGAAAUCCAGGAUUGCUGGACUCCUUGGUUUGAUAGAGACAACCCCUCUGGUACUGGGGACUAUGAGACUCUUAAGAACCUGUACAAGGAAAAUCCAAAUAAAAUCUGCAAAGCACCCAUUGAUAUUGAAGUCCAAACUACAUCUGGGUUAAGCAUGGAUUCAACAGGCGAUGUGGUUGCUGUAGCUGACACUACCAGUGGGUUCAUCUGUAGAAAUUCAGACCAGAACACGGGAAUGUGCUCUGAUUAUCGUGUACGUUUUAGAUGUCCAGUUGAUUACUGCCAGCAAAAAGAUUGCUGGACUCCUUGGUUUGAUCGAGACAACCCCUCUGGUACUGGAGACUAUGAGACUCUUAAGAACCUGUACAAGGAAAAUCCAAAUAAAAUCUGCAAAGCACCCAUUGAUAUUGAAGUCCAAACUACAUCUGGGUUAAGCAUGGAUUCAACAGGCGAUGUGGUUGCUGUAGCUGACACUACUAGUGGGUUCAUCUGUAGAAAUUCAGACCAGAACACGGGAAUGUGCUCUGAUUAUCGUGUACGUUUUAGAUGUCCAGUUGAUUACUGCCAGCAAAAAGAUUGCUGGACUCCUUGGUUUGAUCGAGACAACCCCUCUGGUACUGGAGACUAUGAGACUCUUAAGAACCUGUACAAGGAAAAUCCAAAUAAAAUCUGCAAAGCACCCAUUGAUAUUGAAGUCCAAACUACAUCUGGGUUAAGCAUGGAUUCAACAGGCGAUGUGGUUGCUGUAGCUGACACUACCAGUGGGUUCAUCUGUAGAAAUUCAGACCAGAACACGGGAAUGUGCUCUGAUUAUCGUGUACGUUUUAGAUGUCCAUAUGAUUACUGCCAGCGCAAAGGGAAACACGGGAACUCUAGGAGGAAGACAAAAAGUAAGAGCCAGGUCUGCUGCACCAACAAAGGAAAAGUGAACAUUGAAACCACAAGGUGGCAGCAGGCGGUGACAUCCAUUGAGAACAUAGACGUUAGCUUAUCUGAUGGUUUUGAUCGUCGCCACAAAAGAUUUGCAUGA